This is a messenger RNA of Phyllostomus hastatus (greater spear-nosed bat), 1549 nucleotides long. RefSeq names its product BCL2 like 14 (gene BCL2L14). Gene Ontology annotation, biological process: regulation of apoptotic process. NCBI's taxonomy places the organism in Eukaryota, Metazoa, Chordata, Mammalia, Chiroptera, Phyllostomidae. The transcript has 6 exons. The coding region runs from base 180 to 1175 and encodes 331 amino acids. The record is from RefSeq and is a predicted model, not a curated record.
GGAGAGGCAGCACCAGAUGAAGUCUUAGACCACACGAACUUCCCCAAGUGAGAAGCCAAGAAGACUCGGGGAAAGUUUCCUCUUAAAUUUCCUGGGGAGAGAUUCAGGUAUAGAAAUACCCUUCCUGCCACCUACGGGAAGCAGAGGAAACCACUGACAGCUUCAAGACCAGGCCCGCCAUGUGCACCCCCAGCCUGUGCAACCUGGAGGAGAUCCCCCUUGAGGAGGACGACACGAAGAGCAUGGAAUUCCAGAUCCUGGAGCACUAUGCCAAGCACCAUGUCUUCAAGAUCAUGGCUGCUGUGUCCUCACCAAAGCCGCUGAGAACAAGAAGUCUGUCCCAGAAAGUACUGGGGAGUUGGUCAGCAAAUGAGUCGUGGACACAGGUGUCGUGGCCUUGCAGAGGUUCCCGAUCUAGCGAGAAGCCCAUAAACCUUGCCAAGAAAAAGUCAUCUUGGAGAACACUCUUCGAAGGGACAGAGACAGGGGCAGGUUCACAGAGCUCAACGACAGAGACCCAAGCCAAGAGUCGAAGGCGGGUGGAACUUCAGGGGUCUCAUCACACUCAGCAACGGGCUAAGUCCUCUUCUAACGUGGAAGAGUGCAUAGAGACCGAAGCUGUGGACCCCAAAGUCGCUUCCAUUGCCAACCGAGUUGCUGAAAUUGUUUAUUCCUGGCCACCUCCAGAAGAGCACACCCUGGGAAGAAGCUUCAAGUCCAAGAGGAGUUUGGAACCGCAGGCCCUCUUGCACUCGCAGGGCCCAAGCUUCCAGCCUAGGCCGGCAAGUGCUAAAAAAGAUGCAGAAGACCAAAUAAUAGCCAAAAUCGUCGAGCUGCUGAAAUACUCAGGGGAUCAGAUGGAGAUAGAGCUGAAGAAGGACAAGACCUUGAUGAACAGCUUCCGGGACGGCCUGACCUACCCCGUUUUCAAGACCAUCACAGACCAAUUCCUCAGGGGGAUAGAUACCAGGGGAGAAUCAGAGGUCAAAGCUCAGGGCUUCAAGGCUGCUCUGGCAAUAGACGUCACAGCCAAGCUCACCGCCAUUGACAACCACCCCAUGAACAAGGUGCUAGGCUUUGGAACCAAGUACCUGAAAGAUCACUUUUCACCUUGGAUCCAGCAGCAUGGUGGAUGGGAAAAAGUGCUUGGGGUAUCACAUGAAGAAGUAGACUGAAACAUCAGAAGACGUGUAAUCUGGAAUACUCAUCAGCCAACUGUGGGCCUGGGUACAUCGCUCUCAGCAGAAACUCCGGGAGAAAAUAAGCUUGUGCAAGGCAGAUGGAGCACUGACGUCAUCAAAACCGUCAUUCCCCUGAAUCCAGAGGCAUCCGGAGAGGCCUUGGUCGUGUCUAGCUCGUAGACUGCAGUCACAUGGCCAUGCCAUCCGUGUUUUUCAGGCCCUCCACUGAGCGUGUGUGGAGAUCUAGAGAGACUAUUCCUCUCAAACAUUCAGAUCUGAAACCAUCAUCCUGCCUCUGGCAGCCACCUUAGGGAAAGUGUGACACUCGCCGACCUCAUGAGGGCGAGAUGAUAAAUUGCGCAUGUGCC